Molecule: messenger RNA, 2927 nt
Organism: Papilio xuthus (Asian swallowtail)
Lineage: Eukaryota; Metazoa; Arthropoda; Insecta; Lepidoptera; Papilionidae
Gene: Esp
Product: Epidermal stripes and patches
Exons: 9
Coding region: 354-2225 (623 amino acids)
Biological process (GO): transmembrane transport
Cellular component (GO): membrane
Source: RefSeq, a predicted model, not a curated record
UCGCCGCCGGCGGCCCGGCAGCUCGCUCGGUAGAGGGUGGCGGAGGCAACGGCAGCCGGCAAGCGGCAGUAGCGCGCGGGCCGCGUCGGCGUUUGGACGUAUUUUGCUUGCACGCCGUUCAUCGCGCAUCGCGCUUCAGCGCAGUAACACCGAUCGCCGUCAAGAUUGCACAAACUCCGAGCACCCUCAAGCAGCAGCCCGGCAUGCGCUCCUGACGUCCCGCCCCGCCAGCACAGCAGCGCAAGUGAGUGCCCGUUACCCGGACAGCUUCAUCCAACCGAAGCCUGGUGCGCUGCGGCCCACCUGCGACCUUCCAAAUCGUCCAAGGGAUUCGUCUGAUCCUACUUAAAAGGAUGAUCCCGCGCCGCAAACACAACGCCUCCUCGGGCUCGUUGCCGCCGCCCGACGACAAGCAUGCCAGCAACGACUACAUAUUGUCGGAGGGCGCGCCGGGCGAGGGAUGGCGUGUGGCGCUGCGACGUCGCCUCAACCGCAAGACGUUGCACAAGCGCGUGCCCAUCACCGCCUGGCUGCCGCAGUACAACGCGGAGAAGGCCCUCGGUGACCUGAUUGCUGGCGUCACGGUGGGCCUGACCGUCAUCCCUCAAUCGCUGGCGUACUCCAACAUCGCGGGUCUACCGCCGCAGCACGGCCUCUACGGCUCUUUCCUAGGCUGCUUCAUAUACAUCGUAUUAGGCGGGUGCCGCGCCGUGCCCGCUGGGCCCACCGCCAUCGCCUCGCUGCUCACCUGGCAGGUAGCGGGGGGCGUCGUCGAGAAGGCGGUGCUGCUCAACUUCCUGACGGGCCUGGUGGAGCUGCUGAUGGGCGUGCUCGGCCUGGGUUUCCUCGUCAACUUCGUCUCCGGGCCCGUGUCCUCUGGCUUUACCUCCGCCGUCGCGCUCAUGAUAGCCACCUCGCAGGUCAAGGAUCUGUUCGCCAUCAGCGUCACCGGCAGCACCUUUCUGCAGCAGUGGAUCUCCAUCUUCCGCAACCUGCACGGCGCCGCACUGUGGGACCCCGUGCUCGGCUUCUCGUGCAUCGCGUUGCUGCUCGGCUUGAGGAAAAUUGGAAUGAUAAAACUGGGUGCAACGUGUGAGGGCGGGCCCAGCACGCGUCAGAAGGUGGCCAACAAGUGCUUGUGGCUGCUGGCCACCUGCCGCAACGCCAUCGUGGUCGUGGCCACCGGCUCGCUGGGCGCCUGGUUCGUCGCCGCUUACGGCGCCUCGCCCGUCCGCCUCAUGGGCAGCAUCCCGUCGGGCGUGCCGGCGCCGCAGCUGCCGCCCUUCAGCUACGUGCGUGCGGACAACUCGACGGCCGACUUCCUGGAGAUGGUGUCCGAGCUGGGCUCGGGCGUGCUGGUGAUCCCGCUGAUCGUGCUGCUUGAGGACAUCGCCAUCUGCAAGGCGUUCUCCGACGGGCGCACUAUCGACGCCACGCAGGAGAUGAUAGCGCUGGGCGUGGUGAACGUGGGAAACUCCUUCAUGCAGGCGUACCCCGGCGGCGGCUCGCUGGCGCGCUCCGUCGUCUCCAACGGCUCCGGCGUCAAGACCACGCUCAAUGGCAUCUACACAGGCGCAAUGGUAAUUCUGGCUCUGCAGUUCUUCACGCAGUACUUCGAGUUCAUCCCCAAGGCGGCGCUGGCGGCGGUCAUCAUCUCCGCGAUCCUCUUCAUGGUCGAGUACGAUGUCAUCAAGCCGAUGUGGCGCGCCAAAAAGCUGGACCUGGUGCCGGGCGUCGGCACGUUCGUGCUGUGCCUGACGCUGCCGCUCGAGCUGGGCAUCCUGACCGGCGUCGUGGUCAACAUCAUCUUCAUUCUGUACCACGCCGCGCGGCCCAAGCUCUCCGUGGAGCUGCUCAAGACGGAGGGCGGCGUGGAGUACCUGAUGAUCACGCCCGACCGGUGCCUGAUGUUCCCCUCCGUGGAGUACGUGCGCCGGCUGGUGAACAAGUGCGCGGCGGACGGCGCCGUGCCCGUGGUGCUCGAGUGCACGCACAUCUACAGCGCCGACUACACGGCCGCCAAGAGCAUCGAGCAGCUCACCGCCGACUUCCACGCGCGCCGCCAGCCGCUCUACUUCUACAACGUCAAGCCCUCCGUGUGCUCCAUCUUCGAGGCGGUCGCCAAGCCGGAGCACUUCGUCGUCUUCUACGAGGACGAGGAGCUGGAUCGUCUGCUGGCCGCGGACGGCCGCGCGCCGCCCGACAAGCCGCCGCCGCUCCCGUGACGCGCCUCCGCUCGCCUCCGCCACCUCCGCCUCCUCCGCUCGCCUCCGCAUCCUCCGCCUCCUCCGCCGCACACGCCCACGCGGACCGAGUUUGCGAAACAUUAUUUUUCCUUCUGUAUUAGUUUCGGAACGUACGUCGUUCCUCCUGUUGUGAUGUUAGGUGUUAACUAUAUUUAUAUUAUUGUGUAAAAUUGGUUAGUUUACGUCGUUAGCUCGUCUUUGUCUCUUUAAGACGUUAUAUGAUAGAACCGGAACCCGGACUUGACUCAUAUAACAUCUGUUUGUGAUAGAUGAAGUAUUGACGAGAGAGUUAAUUUAUUUUUAGGUAAUAAAAGUACAACUUAGGUUAUAUUGUAUGUGAGAGAUGAUGUUGUGGGCGCCUGUGUGCGUGCGGGCCGCGCAGUGUCCGGCCCUGGUCUAGCCCUGGUCCGGCCCUGGUCUAGCCCUGGUCCGGCCCUCGUCCGGCCCUGGUCCGGCUCCGGUACGGUCGCUCGGCCUCUUCGACAUUCCCCUAUUACUUUGUGAUUCCCGACUACAGUACCUAAUCAAAUAAAAUAAAAAUAUAUUUUAGAGAAAAGUUGCUUAAAUAAAGUAUUUAAUAUACCUUUAAAAAUAUAAUGAACAAGACACAAGGUGCCAAUGUUUGUGACGUAAAAUUUCAUGUUCAAAGAACAAAUUAAUAAACUCUAUAAGAGUACUCUG